AAACAGGAAGUAGGAGAUUUCUAGGUUACUGGAAUCAGUGUUUUAACGACAGAGGCAAAAUGCACACGGGGAAAAUGGUGCAGAGUACUGUUAAAUAUAAAGUACUUGCAAGCGAUUUGCAAGAGGAAAACGACAACGAUUAUUCCGAGGAUGAAGAAGAUGAAAUUACGAUAGAUUUCCAAUCGUCCUUCAUCAAUCAGCAAACAAGCACGAGGAAAAGAGACACCUGCAUCAAGGUCAUGGUGGCUGUGAUUCUUCUGGGAAUUGUUUUCGGAUUUAUGAUCUAUGAGUGGAAUGGCUAUUGGCCUGGAGUUGAGGAGCGUCAGGACCUGUCAGGUCAUCAAGAGGCUAACAAGACACACAAGAUUUAUGAGGAGGAUGAAGACCACGACCACGACCACGACCAGCAUCAUCAUGAUGAUGGUGACCACAAUGACCAUGACCACAAAGACGGAGAUGAUCAUGAUCAUCACGAUGAUGAUCAUCAUGAACAUGAUCAUGAUCAUCAUGAUGAUCACACUCACGAGCACAGUCACUCGCUCUACCACCAUGCUGCAAUCAUCACAAACUCAGCAAACUGCUCCAGUAUUGGUAAGAAGCUUCUUCAGGAAGGAGGUAAUGUGGUCGAUGCAGGGAUUGCUGCUUUACUCUGCCUAGGAGUUGUUCAUCCACACACUACUGGAUUAGGUGGAGUGUUUUCUGCAAUUUUGUACAAUCACACUGCAGGAUCAUUUAAAACAGUACAUGACACCUCUCAGAAGCAGCCUACAUAUGGCACUCCCUCAUUAUUGCAGGGCCUUCGACUGCUGCAUUCCAACUACGGCCAUUUAGAAUGGAGUCGGCUUUUUGAGGGCGCCACGAAACUCGCUAAAGAGGGUUUCUUUAUCGAUGGCAUCCUCUCCAGGGCUUUAGAAACCCACAAGGACAAAAUACUCCACUCAGGAUUGCGCGAUCUGUUCUGCGAUACGGACGGCCGUGUGAAAUCAGAGGGCGAGCGUGUCGCCAACAGGAAUCUAUCAGAACUUUUGCUGAGCGUCAGCCUAAAUAGCUCCCAUUUCCCGGAAAACCUGGCCGUAAAAUUGGCUCAAGACAUUUCUGAAGCGGAGAGACCGGCUUUCCUUGCCGCCGCUCAGACCAGCAGCGGAGAAAUCAAUGAGCCCCUUAUCAUAGCAGAGGAGAAAUACAGCAUUCUUUCAGCCCCCAACCAGCUCACAGGUAGAAUGGUAUCCAAUAUAUUAGAAAGAGUCCGAGAGCAACACCUCACUUUCCAGAGCCAUGGAGAUCUCCGUAAUGCCUUUGCCUCUUAUAAUACCCUCUUAAAUUUGACGAAUGAAUUCUUCAACGCAAGUCACAGAGAGAUAUUUACAUUAAAUACCACAAGCAGUCAUGUAGGAGUCCUCGAUAGUCAAGGCAAUUUCAUGGUAAUCUCCACCUCGCUCAACAGCACAUGGGGAUCCGGGCUAUACUUACCAAGUAGCGGAGUGAUUCUCAAUGACUUUACCUCAGAUAUCACUCAGGAGCCUUAUUUUAGUUUUCCUCUGGUGCUAAAUAUAACUGAAGAUGGGGAGGAUGAUCCUGAUGAGAAGCAGUUUGUUGCUGUGACCGGAGGGCUCUCUGCCCUGCUUCAUUCUGUGGUUAUGCUGAGAAACUUGGCUGACGUUGGACUGUCUGCUGAGGAGACUGCGAGGAGCCCUCUGCUCCAUUUAGAACAGGGUUCUGGGUCUCUGUCUGGCUGUAUUUCUGGUGUCACAAACAGCUCUGUUGUCUUCAGGUUGCUUUCAGAGGGAGACGAGCCCGUACAGGAGGUGGGCAAAUGUUCAGAUUGCUUUCUGUCCAUGCUGCUGCGACUGAAAGCAAACCAUGUAGGAGCCUAUGGGGCCCCUGCGACUGAGGUCCACGCUGACGGAUACUAAUGCAAAAAAAAAAAAAGAAUGUAGUAAUGACAUAUCAUACAAAAAUGACACUUUAUGCACUGAAAGAACAUUGCACUCAUACUGCAGAUGACUUACGUUAUGCCCAGCCUCACAAUACUGGGAAUGACAUGUGAAUGUAAAAAACUUUACUGGUGUUUUAACCCUGUUGAAAAAAACAGCAUAUUCUGGUUAGGUACUGUAUGUUUUGAAGCAUGACUACUGAUUUGAGCUGGUUUAAAGGAGUAGUUCACUUCCGGAACAAAAAUGUACAGAUAAUGUACUCACCCCACUGCCAUCCAAGAUGUUUAUGCCUUUCUUCAAUUAUGUUUUUUGAGGAAAACAUUUAAGGAAUUAUCUCCAUAUAGUGGACUUCAAUUCGAGUUUGAACGUCCAAAAUGCAGUUUAAAUGCAGCUUCAGAGGGCUCUAAACAAUCACAGCCAAGGAAGAAGGGUCUUAUCUAGCAAAACGAUUGGUCAUUUUCUAAAAAAUAAAAAACAAAAUUAUAUACUUUUUAACCUUAAAUACUCAUCUUGUCUAGCUCUGCCAUGCACAUGUGUACUCUGUAUAAUCCGGGUCAAUACAGUUAGGGCGAUGUUGAAAACCUCCCAUCUCAUUUUCUCCUCCAACUUUAAAAUCAUCCUACAUCACUGCAUAAGUACCGACCCACUGUUUACAAACAUGCAACAUGCAAAAAAGGUCAAACUCCCUUUACAAAAAAAGGUAAAACAGUGAUGUAGGAUGAUUGAAACUGCAUUUCGGAUAAUCAAAUUCACAGGCACCACUGAAGUCCACUAUAUGGAGAUAAUUUUUUAAAUGUUUUCCUCAAAAAAUAUAAUAUCUUUAUCUUGGAUGACAAGGAGGUGAAUACAUUAUCUGAAAAUUUUUGUUCUGGAAGUGCAAUACUCCUUUAAGAUGGUCAUUUGCUGGUCCUGAGCAGGAACUAGUUGCUUCAAAACAUACC
Labeo rohita (rohu) is the source of this 2875-nucleotide messenger RNA. Its product is annotated as glutathione hydrolase 6. The transcript is spliced from 4 exons. Gene Ontology annotation, cellular component: extracellular exosome. Lineage: Eukaryota; Metazoa; Chordata; Actinopteri; Cypriniformes; Cyprinidae. The record is from RefSeq and is a predicted model, not a curated record. Bases 60 to 1913 code for a protein of 617 amino acids.